This is a messenger RNA of Phascolarctos cinereus (koala), 2576 nucleotides long. It is a transcript of the gene CD44, whose product is annotated as CD44 molecule (IN blood group). Gene Ontology annotation, molecular function: hyaluronic acid binding; cytokine receptor activity. Lineage: Eukaryota; Metazoa; Chordata; Mammalia; Diprotodontia; Phascolarctidae. The record is from RefSeq and is a predicted model, not a curated record. Gene Ontology annotation, biological process: inflammatory response; positive regulation of ERK1 and ERK2 cascade; cell adhesion. Gene Ontology annotation, cellular component: macrophage migration inhibitory factor receptor complex; plasma membrane; basolateral plasma membrane.
CCUUCAGCUAUCCACAUGGGUGUGCCCUCACUCAUGUCCCUCCUUCAUCAAAACUGCAAGCAAACUUCCGAGACUCUCUCACUCUUGGACCGACUCAUCCGACUCGGACGUGUUCUUCGGUGCCUUUGUCUUAGCGGCUCCGGCUGGGGAAACUCCGAGUUUGUUUAUAGAGAAAGAAAGAGAACCCCAGGGCAGACAAUGGACAACUCUUGGAGUCGUACGAUUUGGGGAUUAUUCUUAGUGCAGCUGAGCCUGGCCCAGAUCGAACUGAACAUUACCUGCAGAUAUGCAGGGGUUUAUCACGUUGAGAAAAAUGGUCGAUACAGUAUUUCUCGAACCGAGGCUGCUGACCUUUGUAAGGCUUUUAAUAGCACCCUCCCUACCCUGGCACAGAUGGAACAAGCAUUGAGUAUCGGGUUCGAGACUUGCAGGUAUGGAUUCAUAGAUGGACAUGUUGUAAUCCCACGAAAGACGCCCAGGUUUCUCUGUGCAGCAAAUAACACUGGGGUAUAUAUCCUUCCCUCAAAUAUGUCUCAAUAUGACACAUACUGCUUCAAUGCCUCAGCCCCACUGGACAAAGAAGACUGCUCAUCUGUCACAGACAUACCAAGUAUAUUUGAAGGACAAAUCACCAUAGGCAUUGUAAACCCUGAUGGAACCCGCUAUACUAAGAAAGGCGAAUAUCGGACAAAUCCUGAAGAUAUCAACCCCAGCUUCAAUCCAGAUGAUGAUGGGAGCAGUGGGUCUGCAGGAGAGAGGAGCACUACGGGUGGUUCCACCAUCAUUCAGACAACAUACGAUGAUGUAACGCCUACUUCCUUCCAAGACCAUGAAAGCUUUCCUUCUGUCACCAGUAUGGACUCAGCUAUCAUCUCAGCAGACCUGGAACCAAAUGAGGAAAGCGAAGAAGAAAGAGAAAAAUCUCCCAGUUAUUCUGGAUCAGGCAUUGAUGAUGAUGAAGAUUUUAUCAGUACCACUUCAGCUUCAACACGUGCUACAAGUCAUGAAACGAUCCAAGACUGGCAACCCUGGGCUCAUGGUCACCCAAAUCCUGAAGAACAACCUCAAACAACAGCAAAAGUGACUGGUAAUGCUAUUGUGGACAUGAACAGAAGUGAUGAUAGGGCUCAUGGUGAAAAUUCAACCCAAGAAUCACAGCCUUCUCUUGUUCCUGGUGAGAAACAUGAAGAUUAUGAUGGACAUUCUUCAAGUACAACCUUGGACAUACCUAGCAAUACAACCCAAGAAACUGCAGUCCAACAGCAAGGGUGGGAAUGGUUUUUGAAUCAUCCUCAGCCACCAAAUGAAGAUGCUGAGCCAACAGCAGAGACAACGGCCCAGGACACAUAUUCCAGGCAGGAAACAACAUCCCAGAGGCAAGAUGAUUCCUGGAUAGGCUACCUUGAUCCAAUUUCCCAUCCAGUGGAACACUACAAUCCAACAGGAAGGAACAUGGAUGGAAAACAUACUGAAACAUCUACCCAUGAUCCAAUGGGAGGUGGUACCUCUUUUUUCUCAGAUUUUAAUGAGGAACUACCCCUCAGUCCACCUUCUACCCCUAUGAGUACUGUGACAUCCGGAGUUACUGAAGUUAUCUUUCCAGGAGGUUUUGAUUCCAGAAAUGAAAAAUUCCAAACAGAUACAGCACCUCACCACUCAACCGCAGAUCCCAAGGAAGGGUGGCUAGAAGACAAAGGCACCACACAUUAUCCUCCGAUGGCCACUGCAGAACACAAUCACCCUCAGAGCACCUCCAGACCGCAUACAGGUUUGGAAGACGGCCACAAGCAUUCCCCAGCUCCUUCUCCAACGUCUCUCACAGAUGGAGAUGAUGGAUUAGAAUAUGGAAGCCUUCCUGAAGACUCAACCACUCCUGUUGAAGAUUCCUUCAUUCAUUUCCCAGGCAAAAAUGAGAACACAGCCCAUUCCUCAGUGACCCCCGUGACUACUGGGUUACCAGGAGUUACUAAACCUACUGUUUCAGAAAGUUUUAUUCCUGAUAAUACGCGGGUCCCUUCAGAUCACGACGACUCGCGUGCUGGUCAACCUCGCUGGCCUGCUGUUACAGCAUAUUCAACACCAGUCCCUGAUGGAAACCAAGGUCAAUCUGAACAAAAUCCCAACCUUAAAAGGAAGCCCAAAAUUCCAGAAUGGCUGAUUAUCCUCUCAGCUCUCUUGGCACUGGCUCUGAUCCUGGCUGUCUGCAUUGCUGUCAACAGUAGGAGAAGGUGUGGGCAAAAGAAGAAGCUGGUGAUUAACAAUGGUAAUGGAGCAGUGGAUGACAAGAAGACCCCUGGGCUGAAUGGCGAUGCCAGCAAGUCUCAGGAGAUGGUGCAUCUGGUGAACAAAGAGCCAUUUGAUAAUCAGAUGGGGCAAGAUGAGUGUAUGACAGCUGAUGAAACCCGGAACCUGCAGAAUGUCGAUAUGAAGAUUGGAGUAUAAGACCAGCCAGGCCUGCUUGUCAAAAGAGAGUUGGGGACAUCACCGUUCCAUGGAACUGGGACUAACUCAGAUGCAAUGUGCUACUGAUAGUCAUGUUGGCUUUUUUUUUAAUCAAAUUUUUUUUUCUCAUCCUU